UGACGCGCAGCACCGCGGCUCCGCGCAUAGAUCAGGCAAGCGUCGCAAACAAGGAAGUGAAACAGUACAGGAAAAACUUUGCACGGAGACCUCAGUGUUUUGUUGUUAUCGCGGAAAAAAAAGGCCCGAAACCUAGCUCCGCGUCUUUCUCUCCCUCUGAUUCGAGUAACCCGCACAGGAAUUCAGGACGAUGAACAGUAAAGGGUCGUACCCACAGCAGCAGGCCUACCCCCCUCAGCAGACGUCUGCUGCCAUCUACCCGCCUGGCAUGCAGGUGCCCUCCCAGGCACCCCCUUAUUCCGACGCCCCCCCUGCCUACUCGGAGAUCUAUCAGCCUAGGUACAUGCACCCUCCCACGGCCACCGGCCCUCUGCCUCAGAUGUCCUCUGCCUAUCCCGGGACCCAGAUGUACAUGCCCCUGGCGCAGUCCAUGCCCGUGGGCGCGGUGGGCCACAACGUGCCCAUGGCGUAUUACCCGAUGGGGCACCUGUACCCGCCUGGCUCGACUGUCCUGGUGGAAGGGGGCUAUGAUGCUGGCGCCCGCUUCGGAGCUGGCAGCACCCAGAGCAUCCCGCCUCCUCCCCCUGGGCAUCUCCCCAGCGCUGCCCAGCUGGCCGCCAUGCAGGGCACCAACGUGGUGAUGACGCAACGCAAGGGCAACUACUUCAUGGGCGGCUCCAGCGGGGGCUACACCAUCUGGUAAACGGGACCAUGCAGCUGGGCAGCUUGCCACGCCCUCAAUACUGACAUCACCUAACGGAAUGUAAUAUUUAGUGCCAACGAGGUGCAGUACGCCACCACCACCAGCAGGGACCGCCACCUCCCCUCCUGCCCACAUGCAGAUCCAAGGCAGGACCAUGUGCCCAUUUCUACAAAAGGGACAGUACACCUUUAUUUGGGAAGCACGUUUAAAAAAAAAAAAAUUGUCAUGCAUUUUUGUUCUCAUUUUUAAGGCAUAGUAAUAGCAUGUUAUUUAUUUUUCCAGACAGUAGCAUCCCAAUACUCCCAAUGUGUGAGUUUAGAAAAUGUCCCUUUCCUGGGACACAUUGAGUCCAGAGCUGCUUGGGGCCAAUAAAACAUCCGGGCUGUCUUCUGUGACAGUCUUUUGAACUCGCGCCGUUAAAUUGCUGUUUUUUUUAGUUUUUUUUAAAGAGUUCAGGCAGAGAAGUCUUUUCACAAGAUCCCACUUUUCUGUACUAGUUCCUUGGGCAGAGGCAUUUUUCUGAUCCCUUGCAAAAGACAACAAAGGGGUUGCAAGGCCUCGGAUGAAAAUAAAAUGGGCUACGGGGCUUGAGCAGGCUGACACAGCGGGGCAGCUCAAACCAAACUGGGAGUCGGACACAAUCUGAGCCCGCAGACCUCUGCCACACCCCUUAGUUUUCAAUUCUGCAUCCAAACACAGGUGUACUUUCCCUUGGGCGACGCAGCCUUGAUUCAAUUCCUUAGAAGGUCUUCCGUCAAAUCACGCUGGGAAUCAAGUAAAAUCCCCACCCCACCCCACCCCCACCCCCAAACAAGAGAUGAACAAAACCCCACUCUUAAAAGGUUUGAUAGUGGUUUCAGUGGCGUGAAACAGACUUCAGGAAGGGCAUCCCGUAGUCAAGUCACGAAAGAGUGAGCCGUCACCGAGUGGAGCACUGCCCUGCCUUUCUUCUGUGGGAGAAUGACUUCUGCAAAUGUAUCCCAGCGGCGUUUAAUAAAACCAAUACAUCAUAAGGACAGGGUGGUGGUUUACUGUACCUUCCGGGGCAACUUAUAGAGGACUCUUUAUCAGGUGCCAAAAGUCUUGUGCACCUUUAAUUAAAAAAUACAAAAUGAAACUUUAAUUAUCCAGAAACAUAAUUGAGUACAGGUGGGAAUUCUAACGCCGAAAGGAGGGUGGGUGGCGUCUUUGAUUUUUCGUUUUUUUUUUAACCGAGUCGGAUACCCAAAUGUUUUCAGACAGCGGGGAUACGACCUCCUCGGAAGCGCGCGGUUCUCUGUCUCGCUCCGAAACGGGAGUACCCAGCUCCACGCCCCCGGACAACCACAGGGAAACGUGUCUUAGAGGGGCUGCCGUGCUGCCCACCACAACGAUCGGGGGUCCCGUGAGGGAGCGAGGGAAGGACAGGGCAGAGGGGUGGCAGGUCGGAUUCAGAAGAGGCAAGCCAGCAGUCUUUGGUCAUUUGACUGAGAGAGACACACACGUUGAGUGUAAAUGCAUGAUUUCUGUCGCAUGCUUUUUUUUGCACAGUGAACAAAAUAUUGAUGGGUUUACUGUUGUGUGAAAUGCACUAUUCCUAUUAAGCCAGAAGUAACUUAAUGCAUUUAGUGUGCUGUUGACCUGUUUCAAUAGCCUUUUUCUGCACAUAGAUGCCUAAGAUCUUUUCUACCUGUAUAUUGUACUGUAAGCACUGAUUUUUAUACAUGCAGCUUAGUACUUGCACUGCUUUCACCUCACCUCAAGUUAAUGUCGAGGAGGCUGGUUGAAGACACUUGACAGGGGUCGUCAUUUUAGGUCCUUAAGGGUGGGAUAUGGACCGCGUAGGCCGUUUCCCAGCAUGCAUUUUCAAAAUGAUGUCAAGGAGCCGACAUGACGGUCGUGUGAAGAAUCCAUUCGUUUAGAAAGCUCGCUGGGGCUGGGUACACUGAACACUGGGUAUCCGACACACACACACUGCGUGUUUUGGAGGCCUUAACUCCCUGCAAGAGCCAGCUGCCCCUGCCUCCACUAUACACUAAAUAAGACGGAUGGUUUGCCCCCCAAAAAAUGAGUGGGAAUCAGGCCCUGGGUCACUGUGGUCCAUAGUUCCUUUGUAAUAAGGAAAUGCAUUGUGAGCAUACCACUCGGAGACAAUGCAGAUGAUUCAGGAUGCCAGCAGUUUCUCACUGAUGAGUGGUAUUUCUCAAGCAGGUGACAACACCCAUCCUGGGCGGGCAUCCGCUCCAACAGCUGGUUGGUUUUUUUGGUUGAGGUGAAUGGGCUCAGCUGCGUUACUGACAGCUUUCCAGGCUUCUGGGUUGUUCCUCGAUUUGCCUUUCAUCUGUGCUGCCCGCUGUUGGAGCGUCUCCGAGUGCUUUGCUACGGAGUUGCAGAUGUCAAGUCAGGAACGGUUUAGGGUCACGUAAAGUCUUCAAUCAAAGCCAUCCUGCUAGCAAAUCUUUAGCCUAUUGAAGGAGCUGAGAGCUGAGCCUGGGGUGACAGGGUCACAGGGGUUAUAGGAGUGUAGGAAACCCCAUCCCAUGUCUUCGCAAGGGGGAGCGGGGUCUCAGGCUUCCGAAACAACGCAAAUACUGGGAUUUAACAAACAAUUUGGGUGUCUCUGCACUCUCCGGUCUUAAAAUUAAGUUAAAAUGAUUUCUUUUCCCAUGGGAUUCUAGCAGAAACUCCCUUGGAGAACACAGGGGAAAGCAGGCUUCCCGUUGAAUCCCAGCUCCCCUGAAAUCUCCCAACGAACAGACGCCACCCUGCCCUCUUUCCGGCUCAGACAAGAUGAAGUCUUGUGUAUAGGAUUUAUGGACAACAAUAGUUCAGGGACUCUUAAAUAUUUUUUUUAUACAUAUUAAAAAUGAUUUGAUGGAUCUGGAAUAUAUUUUAUCUGUUAAGGUUAUUCAGAAGGAGAUGAGCGUCACUGUAUUGUUCGCUGUGUGUAGAGACUGUUAAGAGGGGGAAAGAGCCUCUCUUUGCAUCGGAGUGGGGGUGCACUUAACUUUUUUUAUACUAAACUAAGGUUAAAAUUUAGAAUAAAAGACUAUUUUGGAACUUUGAA
Molecule: messenger RNA, 3749 nt
Organism: Lepisosteus oculatus (spotted gar)
Lineage: Eukaryota; Metazoa; Chordata; Actinopteri; Semionotiformes; Lepisosteidae
Gene: dazap2
Product: DAZ associated protein 2
Source: RefSeq, a predicted model, not a curated record